AGUUCCUGCAUUUUGGCCUAGACUCUUCCGCCACAGCUGGCCACUUCUGCCUUUGGAACGUGUUUCACAAUGCCUCCUGUGUGUGAGGACAGCCUAGAUCAGCUGAGGAUGGAGAGGAGGGCGUGGGCUUACAUAGUGACACGCACUGGCACUCAGAGAGGAGGCAUGAGCUGAGUAUAGGCUCAGCAUCCCAUUCGCGCGCGGAGAGCGCCUGCGCCUGCCGUCCUCAUGACAGGUGACAGCAGCCCUCAAAGUCUAAGCAGGAGCAGCUAUGGCUCCAUCUCCAGCCCACCCAGCUCAGAGCCACAGAAAGAGCCUCUCAGAGCAACCUACCUGAGCGAGAAGAUCCUCAUCCCGGACACAGAACCGGGCACAUUCAGCCUGAGGAAGCUGUGGGCCUUCACGGGGCCUGGCUUCCUCAUGAGCAUCGCUUUCCUGGACCCGGGAAACAUCGAGUCAGAUCUUCAGGCUGGUGCCGUGGCUGGAUUCAAACUGCUCUGGGUGCUGCUGUGGGCCACGGUGUUGGGUUUGCUCUGCCAACGGCUUGCUGCCCGACUGGGUGUGGUGACAGGCAAGGACUUGGGCGAGGUCUGCCAUCUCUACUACCAUAAGGCGCCCCGCACUCUCCUCUGGCUGACCAUCGAGCUAGCCAUCGUGGGCUCGGACAUGCAGGAGGUCAUCGGCACGGCUAUCGCAUUCAGUCUGCUGUCAGCUGGACGAAUCCCACUCUGGGGUGGCGUCCUCAUCACCAUCGUGGACACUUUCUUCUUCCUCUUCCUUGACAACUACGGGUUGCGCAAGCUGGAAGCCUUUUUUGGAUUCCUUAUUACAGUUAUGGCCUUGACCUUCGGCUAUGAGUACGUGGUGGCCGGUCCAGCCCAGGUAGCGCUCCUCCGGGACCUGCUCCUGCCCUCGUGCUCCGGCUGCGGCAGUCCUGAGCUGCUGCAGGCCGUGGGCAUCGUUGGGGCCAUCAUCAUGCCCCACAACAUCUACCUGCACUCGGCCCUAGUCAAGUCUAGAGAGAUAGACCGGUCUCACCGGGCAGAUAUCCGAGAGGCCAACAUGUACUUCCUGAUUGAGGCCACCAUCGCCCUGUCUGUCUCCUUCUUCAUCAAUCUCUUUGUUGUGGCAGUCUUUGGACAGGCCUUCUACCAGCAAACCAACCAGGCUGCGUUCGACGUCUGUGCCAACAGCAGCCUCCACGACUACGCCAAGAUCUUCCCCCAAAACAACCUUACAGUGGAGGUGGACAUUUACCAAGGAGGCGUGAUCCUGGGCUGUCUCUUCGGCCCGGCUGCUCUCUACAUCUGGGCGGUGGGCCUCCUAGCGGCCGGACAGAGCUCCACCAUGACCGGCACCUACGCGGGACAGUUUGUGAUGGAGGGCUUCCUGAAGCUGCGCUGGUCACGCUUUGCCCGCGUGCUCCUCACUCGCUCCUGCGCCAUCCUGCCCACCGUGCUCGUGGCAGUCUUCAGGGACUUGAAAGACCUGUCAGGGCUCAACGACCUGCUUAACGUGCUGCAGAGCCUGCUGCUUCCCUUUGCUGUGCUGCCUAUCCUUACAUUCACCAGUAUGCCAGCCCUCAUGCAGGAGUUUGCCAACGGCCGCUCCAGGCUGGCUUUGGGCAGUGGAGACAAGGAGGAGGAGAUGGGACCAGGCCUGAGCUUCCCUCCCUUCCCCCAGGCUGAGCAAGGCCAUCACAUCCUCCAUCAUGGCGCUGAUCUGUGCCAUCAACCUCUACUUCGUGAUCAUCUACCUGCCCAGCCUCCCCCACCCUGCCUACUUCGUCCUUGUAGCCCUGCUGGCUGCGGUUUACCUGGGCCUCACCACCUACCUGGUCUGGACCUGUUUCCUUGCCCAAGGAGUCACCGUUCUGGCCCACAGCUCCCAUCAACACUUCUUGUAUGGGCUUCCUGAAGAGGAGGAGAAGGAGAGGAUCUCUGGGUGAUCUCCCACACAGGGCCUGGCUUGGGCGUGGAAUGAGUGGGGCAGACUGGCCUGCCCGGGUGUGUGUGUGUGUGUGUGGAGGCAACAAGAUGGAGUGGGAGUUUUGGAGGCAGGCCAACCAGGCUUCCAUAGAGACUUGCUGUUUCCCAGCUUGGACAAGUGAUUAAUCUCCAGUCUCAGUGUUCUCAUCUGUAGAAUGAGGACAACGCCAACCGUGUAAUGGAUGUAAAGCACUUUAACACAAUGCCAGGCACGUGGGACUUAAUAAUAAUAGUAACUCCAAAAAUAUUUAUUGUGGGCCUAUAGGAGUGACCUGACAAACGGACCCAUUUGGGGGCGGAACACAGGCAUCAAACUGGCAGUUACGAUGGUCUGAUUAGCUUGAUGAAUGCUCAAUAAAUGCUAGUCUACUUCUCAUCCAAAGGCACAGGAAAGUAGAAACAGGGAAAGGACAAAAUCCUUGGACCAGUAGAAGAGUCCUCCCCGGCCCCCCUCCCAUUCGAAUGUCAGUUCCUAGAGUAGCUUCAAACUAACCCACUUUCCAGGGAGUAAAACCAAGGCGCAGACUUCUCCUCUUCAGGCGCCAGGUCAUGGAACCCAAGAGUCGUGCCUCCGAGGCCCAAUUCAUUUGCCAUUUCCCCAGGGGACUGGGCGGCCGGGACUCCCACGCCACGCACUUAACGCUCCCUGGGUGCU
Messenger RNA from Panthera uncia (snow leopard), 2643 nucleotides. RefSeq names its product solute carrier family 11 member 1 (gene SLC11A1). Gene Ontology annotation, molecular function: manganese ion transmembrane transporter activity; iron ion transmembrane transporter activity; cadmium ion transmembrane transporter activity. The record is from RefSeq and is a predicted model, not a curated record. Lineage: Eukaryota; Metazoa; Chordata; Mammalia; Carnivora; Felidae. Bases 229 to 1917 code for a protein of 562 amino acids. Gene Ontology annotation, biological process: metal ion transport. The transcript has 15 exons. Gene Ontology annotation, cellular component: plasma membrane.